AUGGAGGAAUCCAACCCCCCUGGCUCGGGCUGGCGCAUCUCUAAAGCUUGCCAGGAGUGCCGUAAGCGCAAGAUCCGCUGCAAUGGCCUAAACCCUUGCAAAACAUGUCAGCAGAGGGAAACCCCCUGUGUGUAUAGAGAUUUUAUUCGACAUCGCAGGAAGAAAAAUGAGUAUCGAGAGGCACACAGUCACGGCCAGGCGCGUCGGGCUUCUCCUGACUCCACAAUGCAGCCUUCCCGGCCGCGGAGCUCGUCGGUUAUGAAUAAUUUCCCCAAUAGUGUCUCAGCAACCCAUAUGACAUCGCCAUCAUGUCAAAUGCAGCUCUAUUAUGGCCCGACGUCGCAUUUUGCGCUCAUGCAGCACAUCUAUCGGGACCUUAUCGCCAAUCCAACUGCUCAUCCGGGGCCAUCAACUGGAGUUGAUGAAGCAGGCGCUGGCUUGGAUCUUUUCAGCUUCCGUCGUAUCUUCUUUGGAACGCCGGAUACUCAAGAUGCAGGGAAAGUAUCCAGUAUGGGCGACGUGCCGGUGAUGUUUUUGCCCUAUGAUCUUGCCAAGAUGUUUCUUACACGAUUCCUUUCCUCGCUAUAUCAUAUGACGCCUCAUCAUCCGCCAGCAUACUUUGAAAACUGCUUGGAACAAUUGUACAAUCCAUUUCCUGGCAAACAUCCCGACACUCUCACUCAGGCCACCAUAUUACUCGGGUUGGCAACUGCGGCUGUAGGCACAGAAUACUUUGCGUGGGGCGAUAUUCUAUAUGAACGGGUAAAGGCAUCGCUGACAUCUUACGACGAGGUCGUCAAUCUUCAAACUGUUCAAAUUUCAUUGCUUAUGAUAAGUUGCGUCUUUUCCUUUUAUUUUCAUUGCGGUUGCGCUGACGAGAAUUUCCCACACGCCAAUUACCAAAAUGAGCAGGGUCGGCCAAAUUCUGCAUUUCUCCAUCUUGGAUCGGCCGCUCGCAAAGCACUCGCCGCUGGUUUGCACAAGGAUGUACCUUAUGGUGAGGUGCAAACCCCAGAAACGGUCGAAAUGCGUAGAAUUACAUUCUGGUCUCUUUAUCUUUUCGAAACAUGGUUCUGCUUCCACACGGGCCGUCCGAGCUCGCUGUCGCUGAAAGAUGUCGCCAUCGAAAAUACGCAAGAUCCAUUCAUGCGAAGUCUGGUUCAUCUCUGCAAAACGAUAUCUCGCUCCACCGACGAAAUAUACGGCCAAAACCACGAGUCUUUGCUACACAUGUGGCGCGUCGCACGUUCAAUUAACAAUGAUCUUCGUGGACAUGAGGAAUUCGCGCGACAGAUGGGAUUUGGCCUUGACGCCAGUAUACAAACAGGCUCUAUGGGCAUUCGGCAAACGAUUUUCACAACCCUGUACUAUCACACACUCCUGUUGACAUUUCGCCCUUUCUUGAUAUUUCGCGGCCACUUGCUGCGGCAAAAAAAGGUGGCGGCUAGUCAAGCCAUUGGAUCAUCCAAUCGCGCAAAAGAGAUUCCCUCUUGGUUAAAUGAGGCAUGCCAGCAUACCCUCACGGCCGCACGGAAGACCAUUCAUCAUUUGAGCGAAGCAUCUCGUGUCAAUGAUCUUGUUAGGCAACUACGAUACCAUGGGUAUUUCCUCGGAAGCUCCGCCUUCACACUAAUUUACGAUUUAAUUCAUGAUACUGCAGCUGCGGCCGCUCACCUGCCAUGGGUAUAUGCUUCCUUGCAGACUCUGUCUACAAUGAGACCGGGGGACCCAAUUUCCAGCUCUAUAGCAGCUAUUCAAACAACUCUGCGAAAUAUCAACCCAUCCUAUGAAUGGUUACAAUGUCCCAAAGCCGGGGGAAAUAAUGCUGUCGGUGUCGGAAGCAAUUCUUAUCUUUCACGAGCGCAGGACACCACAGAUAGUCAACAAGCACCGCUGAACGGCCUCGCCUUUCCUUCAAAGUCUGUAUUGGGACCAAGUCCCGAUCUAUCACCAUCGCAAUGGAGUUUGCCUCAGCUUGAGGGACCGGAAACUGGUCGAUCUGGUGGGUCGAACGAAGACCUUCUCGAUUUCACUCAAUCUGAUAUGGGGUGGGAUUUUGAUUUCUCAACCAUGGACUUGGAGGCAUUCUUCUCUGUCUAUCAGUCAAGUGAUCCCCUGUUUAUGCAAUGA
Molecule: messenger RNA, 2130 nt
Organism: Penicillium longicatenatum
Lineage: Eukaryota; Fungi; Ascomycota; Eurotiomycetes; Eurotiales; Aspergillaceae
Product: Zn(II)2Cys6 transcription factor
Exons: 5
Coding region: 1-2130 (709 amino acids)
Biological process (GO): positive regulation of transcription from RNA polymerase II promoter by galactose; DNA-templated transcription
Cellular component (GO): nucleus
Molecular function (GO): zinc ion binding; RNA polymerase II cis-regulatory region sequence-specific DNA binding; DNA-binding transcription factor activity, RNA polymerase II-specific
Source: RefSeq, a predicted model, not a curated record